Anguilla rostrata (American eel) is the source of this 2210-nucleotide messenger RNA. It is a transcript of the gene sugct, whose product is annotated as succinyl-CoA:glutarate-CoA transferase. The transcript has 14 exons. Gene Ontology annotation, molecular function: catalytic activity. The record is from RefSeq and is a predicted model, not a curated record. Lineage: Eukaryota; Metazoa; Chordata; Actinopteri; Anguilliformes; Anguillidae. The coding region runs from base 232 to 1575 and encodes 447 amino acids.
AUAAAUAAUGUCUACCACUGUCAAAAAUAUGAUAAAGUUAGUCCGAUUCAGUCAAAACCACAGAAGGUGUUCACAACAGGUACGCGCAGGUCUUGUGGUCCAUAUUUCUGUACGCUCUAUGGUCCUCCUCCGUGUUUAGUAUUCUUCCGGUUUCUUUAUUUCACCACUCUCUCUCCUUUUCCCGACGCAACAUCACCAAAGUAAACAGUAACCAAAGUUACUUCGGACAAGAUGUCGGCAGCGUCAGCUUUCGCAAAGAGCUUCACAUGCAGUGUGAAUAUACCGCGUCCUUCACAGCUUCUGCAAAUGCAGAAGUCAUGUCUAACUUACAGAAGGCUGCUCGCCUGCACGCAGCCAGGUGCAGAAGAUAUAAAACCACUCGACGGCAUUAAAAUCUUGGAUAUCACAAGGGUUCUGGCUGGUCCCUUUGCAACUAUGAUCCUGGGAGACCUUGGUGCUGAGGUGAUUAAAGUGGAGAGACCAGGUGGUGGAGAUGACACCAGGGCGUGGGGCCCCCCAUUCGUUGGGAGUGAGAGUGCUUAUUUUCUUAGUGUCAACCGGAACAAAAAGAGCAUUGCUGUAAAUAUGAAGGAUCCAAGAGGAGUAAAGCUAAUUUUGGAGCUUGCGGAAGUUUGUGAUGUCUUUGUUGAAAAUUACCUCCCAGGCAAGCUAGCCCAGAUGGGUCUGGGGUAUGAUGAUGUUCAGAAGGUGGCUCCCAGAUUGGUGUAUUGCUCAAUCUCAGGAUAUGGGCAGACUGGACCGAUGUCCCACAAACCCGGGUAUGACUCCAUCGCCUCUGCUGUGUCAGGAAUGAUGCAUAUCACAGGGCCGGAGGGUGGGGAACCAGUCAGACCUGGUGUAGCAAUGACUGAUCUGGCGACUGGGCUGUACACACAUGGGGCCAUCAUGGCUGCUCUUCUGCAGAGACAAAAAACAGGGAGGGGCCUUCACAUCGACUGUAACCUGCUCUCCUCUCAGGUGGCGUGUCUCACCCACAUCGCAGCGAACUAUCUCAACGCUGGUAAGGAAGCCAGACGGUGGGGUACUGCACACGAGAGCAUUGUUCCAUAUCAGGGCUUCAAAACCAAAGAUGGGUACCUUAUUGUGGCAGCUGGUAAUGAUCAGCAGUUUGUCAAAGUAUGCAAGGUUUUGAAUUUGACCAACUUGGCAGAAGACCCCAAGUACAAAACCAACAAGCUGAGAGUGCAAAACCGGAAAGAACUGUUGCAGAUUCUGUCUGAGAGAUUCUCAGAAAAGAGCACAGGCGAUUGGCUGGGAAAGUUUGAGGAGACCGGUGUGCCCUGCGGCCCAAUCAACAGCAUCCAGCAAGUCUUCUCUGAUCCACAGGUCCUCCACAAUUGCCUAAUCCAGGAAAUGGUCCACCCUACUGCCGGGAAGAUUGCUGUACCAGGCCCAGCAGUACGAUUCAGCAGCUUUAAGAGCAGAAAGCCUUCAUCCCCACCGCUGAUUGGACAGCACACUGUGCAGGUUUUGAGGAACACACUGAACUACAGUGACGAAGCCAUAAAUAAGCUGCUAAAAGCAGGGACAGUCUCUCAGAAUGAGGUGCAGUAAAGAUCAGACAAAGAGUGAGGAGAGCAUAUCACAACCCUGUGGGGACCCAAUGAGUACAUCUGUCUGUCUGAGAAAACCAUAUUAUAAAACCACACAUAAAUUCCAUGGUCGGGCUGUGUUAAAAUUUGGGGAAAUAGAAAAUGUUGCAUUACCUCUUGAACCCACGGUACUUUGAAGAUGGACAUGGCUUUGUAAUUAAUUUGACUGAGCAAGGCUUGGAGAUCAAAAAUAAGCGUGACAGUAAUAAGAUAAUGUCCAAAACAGACCAAAUGAAACCGUUUCCUCUGUCAUUGAGAUGGAAUUACAGAAUCACUUCAUUGUAUUGAGCGAACACUGCAUCUGUCUUUCCAUUCUCCAAUGAACUCCCUUCCUGCAGAUUUCAUGCUACUCUUUUUGAUCAACUAAAUGUACCUUUGGCUCAAAUAUGAUUGCUUUUAACUCAGCGGUUAUAGCCAUGCAUAUUGAAAGAGAAUGGAAUGUCGGACAAGCACAUGGUAUGAUUGCAUCCAUGCCUGUAAAACAAUCACUUUUUUCAAUUUAAAUGUCCUUCAUUUGACAUUGCAUUUAAAAUUCCAUUAUAUCAUGUUGUCAUGUUGUGGAUUAUAUAACAUGUUAAGUCACAUAAGUUGCAUGUA